AUGAUGGUCAACAACAACCAGAUUGCAUUCAGUGUUACUGGGGCUGCUCCUGACCUUACCCAGACAGCUCCUGCUUUGAAUUUUACACUUACUCUGCUCCUGGAAUCCGAUGAGGAUUACCACUAUAUCAACGGAUUGCGCACUAAACACUACCCACCCGAUCUUCUGUUCAACCCUGCACACAUUGGGAUAUUCACUCGCCUGACGGUUCCGCCUGCUCUCGUGGCUGAGGUGCAUGCUGAUCUCGCUGAGAUGGGGCGCAAGGAGAAGCGCUUUACGCUCCAGCUUGCGCGCAAACCCCAGCUGUGGGGCAAAUGCGUCGUUCUGCCGGUGAUGUCCUCUCCGCUGGAGAGCAUGCGAAGUGCUCUGAAUAUUAGGUGGGCGGGCAUGGGUAUCGUGCACCCCUCAGAGCGUAACGGCUAUCAGCCCCACUUCACCGUGCAUGGUCGUGUCUCGGCCGCCGCAGCGCGCGCCGCACACGACCGCGUCUCGCAGUCGUUCGCCGCACGUGCACAGGUGAAGAGGUUGCCGCGCGGGCGCGCGCUCGGCUUCCAACUCUGGGAGUACCAGGAGGGGAUGCCGUGGCGCCACGUCGCGACCUUCCCAUUCACAGGAUGA
Molecule: messenger RNA, 618 nt
Organism: Sparassis crispa
Lineage: Eukaryota; Fungi; Basidiomycota; Agaricomycetes; Polyporales; Sparassidaceae
Exons: 2
Coding region: 1-618 (205 amino acids)
Source: RefSeq, a predicted model, not a curated record